Parnassius apollo (apollo) is the source of this 672-nucleotide messenger RNA. NCBI's taxonomy places the organism in Eukaryota, Metazoa, Arthropoda, Insecta, Lepidoptera, Papilionidae. The record is from the annotation of a GenBank genome assembly.
AUGCAAAUUGAACGCGAUGCGGCGCGGAUUUAUUUCCGCGCGAAUGUUUUGUACUACUUAUGGCUAUGGCCGCACUGCAAAAUAAAAUCCGCGCGUUUCGCUCAGUCGUGUACUGGCGCUAUUGGCAGGAUGUCGCGCGCUUCGUCUCCCGCCCGAUCGGGAGCCGCAGAGGAGUUAGAAAACGACGACAUUGAUAUUGAGCAAUUAAUCACGUUGAUGCACAGGAGAUCUCCCCUGUGGGACAAAUUUAAUCCAAAGUACCACGACAGAAUAUUGAAGGCGAGAUUGUGGGAGGAAAUAUAUCAAGACAUAUAUUUUAGUUGGGAACAAUGCAGUGUUGUUGAAAAAGAAAACAAAAAAGGUAAAUAUAAAGAGCUGAUGUGCAAAAAAAAUGGAAAAAUUCUUAAAGAUACAUACUUCAAGGAGGUGGCAGCUGAUAAAAAAGGUAGUUUCGGGUCAAGCCGCAAAGAAAAAAAAAGACCAUACAUACACAUGGGAGCACUUUCAUUUUUAGCCACUCAAAAAUCAAUGAGAGAUACGACAAAUAAUAUUAAAGACAUAGAAAGCACUAACAGUAAUGCCGAAUACCUUACAAAUCAAUCCGACGAAGAAACUGACACAGAAGCUUCACGAAAUAGAAGACUUAAAACGAGCAUGCGUAAAAAAGACUAA